CAGACAUUCUGUAGUACACUAGUACAGGCGGCCACCACGCCCUCACUGUGUGUGUGCGUUACGUAAGCCUCUACGCACACGGAUACAUUUGAGCUGGAAACUUCAUUGGGGUCGGUUAGUCAGUCACUGUGUUUUCAUCUGAGCGUUACAGCUGUCAACCUCGUACACUACAUCUUUAAGUUUGCCAGGAUGGUUGUGCUUUCCAAAGAAUAUGGAUAUGUGGUGUUGACUGGCGUUGCCAGUAUGGUGAUGAUUGGACAUCUGGCCAUUAAAGUUGGCAAAGCCCGAAAGAAGUACAAUGUACAGUAUCCCAAGAUGUACAGUGACGACCCAGAAACUGGAAACAUUUUCAACUGCAUCCAGCGUGCACACCAAAACACCCUGGAGUUCUACCCCGCUUUUCUUUUUUGCCUGGCAGUUGGUGGUGCACAUGCUCCUCGUCUUGCCAGUGGACUUGGAGCUGUAUGGAUUGUAAGCAGAGAGGUGUAUGCUCAUGGGUACUCCACAGGAGAUCCUAAAAAACGAAGGUGGGGAGCGUUUGGGAACGUGGCUUUUCUCGGGUUGAUGCUGUCCACCGCCUGCUGCGGCUGCACCCUGCUUGGUUGGAAGCGACCACGGACCCCCUUCUGUGGUGGAAACUGUUGCUAGUAAGGACGAAGUCUUCAGGAUGGACUCACUCAGUCAUUCACCUUAUAAUAAAAGCCACUCUUCAUAACCCAUAUACAUUGCAACAUGUGUAACCUCUGACCAAUAUAACUGUUCUCCAGAAAGAGAAAUUCCUCAUUUAUGAUAAUGGAUGGGAUGUAUUCAUUGGUCGGCGCUCUCACAACAUGCAUUUGUCUUGAUAGCAUUUUCAACUGCACCCUGAUUUGGAAAUUUGAAACUAGCUGGCCACUUGUCAUGAAAUAUCUUUCAUAUUUUUGCAAUAGAAAAAUUAAGACUGUGUUAUAAAAUAGGGACAUUUCAGAGGGAAAUUGAACUUGUUGGAUGGACUUUGUAUUUGCUUAGCUGAGAAAAAUCAAAUUUUGCACAUUAAUGAAGAACUUAACAUGGCUAGUCAAAAAUGUUGCUGUUGUCCAGUAAAAUGAUUAUAAUUAUCUUUUUAUAGAGAUAUUUUUUAGAUGUUUCUCAUACUAAAAAACAGGGUUUUGACUAGUCAUACUGACAAUAUUAAAUAUACAUUGGUUAUGAAUUAUAUUGUGCUUUUUUUGUUGGGAAUUGAAUGGGUUUUAAAUAAAUGUGAGGUUUUGUUAACAUUUGUGUGUGUUUAAGGGAGGGGCUUUCUUUUUCUAAGCAGAGUAAUUGAUCAAAGUCCACAUGAAUUGUUUUGGUGGGUGGAUUUAUAUCUCUGCAGAGGCGUUGGGCUCAAAUCCAACUGCCAAAUAAAAUGCCACACUGGUAACAAUGACACAGCAUAAUGCUUUAGAACUCACCCACAUCCUAUAGCUGUAAUAUAUUGUACAGUAUGCAACAGUAUAUUGUGGUUUCUGUUUUAUUAUCAAACAGGAAAUCCUAAUAUCAGUACAUUCUUACAGUCUACAUUUCAAUGGCAUACUACCAUACAUUUACAUACAUUUAUAGUGUAGUUGUUUUUAACGUUAAGCACGUUGUGAUUUUGUAUCUGAAAGGUGCUAUAUAAAUAAACCUUACUUACAUCACUGGUGGCACUUAACAGCAAAGUAACUCAUAACACACUAGGUACAAACUGUGAUACAACAGCUAAGUUCCAGUACAUUUGCAGGAUACUCCAGCUAAUACAAGUAACAACAAUCUCAACUUUGGAAACUCUGUUGUGCCUCUUCUCAGUCUCCACUUAAAGCAUUUGAACAACCACCUUGUGCAGAAACAAAUACAAUCUUUAUAAAUAUGUAUUUUACAACACAUUUAACAAUAAUAGUGUGUUUUAUCUUUACAAUUUGCUCAUAUUAAAGUGUUUAGUGUAGCGAGGUCUCUUCUCUGUGUGCUUUGGUGGAGUAAACAUUUGUCAUUGAAAACAG
Messenger RNA from Sander lucioperca (pikeperch), 1997 nucleotides. RefSeq names its product microsomal glutathione S-transferase 3a (gene mgst3a). The record is from RefSeq and is a predicted model, not a curated record. NCBI's taxonomy places the organism in Eukaryota, Metazoa, Chordata, Actinopteri, Perciformes, Percidae. Bases 190 to 648 code for a protein of 152 amino acids. Gene Ontology annotation, molecular function: glutathione peroxidase activity; glutathione transferase activity. Gene Ontology annotation, cellular component: membrane; endoplasmic reticulum; nuclear envelope. The transcript is spliced from 6 exons.